GUUGAGAAAUAACGUGACCGUUGUCAAACUCAAACGCUUUAGUGGCAACAUUCAUAGUUAUGGCCGUCAGUCAGUUGGAGUGGUUGGAAUGGAGGCAAGUGAUUGUUGCCGAAUUUGUGUGUUGAAAAUUUCAAGUUUCAUUUAAAAUCGUGAUAUUGUGUGAAUUGGAUAAAAUUUAAAACAAUUUGUGUGAGUCAGUGAAUCGUAUAGUGACUAAAUUUUUCGUGAAUUUGCCCAAAGAAUGUUGGUUGUGUCCUCAAAGUAAUAGGAUCGGAGUGAUCGUUUAUAUUAUUGGAUUACGGUUUCCAGUUUAUACAGCUAAUAGAGUGGCCAGAUUAAAGUGUAAAGUGCAUCGAUGAGACGCCGCUAGUGCCGGCAGGAGAGCGGCUGCCGCCGUGGUUUACUUACUUAGGGGCGGUGUGUGAGUGUCGCACCGCCAUGUCGCAUCACAGCGACGAGCAGGCGUUGCUGACAGUGACGUCAGACUCGUUCUGGGAGCCCGGCAACUACAAGCGCACCACCCGCCGCAUUGACGACGGCCACCGGCUGUGCAGUGAACUACAAGCCCUAGUGCAAGAAAGGGCUGACAUAGAAAAAACAUAUGCCAAAAGCCUCAGAGGCUGGGCGAAGAAAUGGAACGACCUUAUAGAGAAAGGACCAGAAUAUGGCACAAUGGAGGCAGCGUGGAAAGGCGGCAUGGUGGAAGCAGAACGACUAUCAGAUUUACACUUAAGCGUACGAGAUCGUCUCGUUAACGACGUAAUCGCUCAGAUCAAAAACUGGCAGAAGGAUACCUAUCAUAAGUCAAUGAUCCAAUUAAAAGAGCGCAAGGAAAUGGAUGAAGCAUUCAAGAAAGCGCAGAAGCCCUGGGCCAAGUUCCUGCAGAAGGUGGAGAGGACGAGGCUGGAGUACCACACGGCGUGCAAGCAGGAGCGGACCGCGCAAAACCAGGAACGAAACGCUAGCGGGGAUAGCUCUUUAAGUCCAGACCAGAUAAAGAAAAUGGCGGAACGAGUAUCGAAAUGCCGUGAAGACGUCGCCAAGAGCCGCGACAAGUACCAGGCAGCUUUAGCAGAAAUUACGUCAUAUAACCCUCGUUACAUUGAGGACAUGACGGGGGUGUUCGAUCGUUGCCAACAGAUGGAGGCACAGAGGCUGACGUUCUUCAAGGACGUGCUGUUCAGCUUCCACAAGUGUCUCGACAUUAGCAAGGAACCCACAUUACCACAAAUAUACGAAGAAUUCCACCACACGAUAAACAACGCCGACCACCAGAAGGACCUGAAGUGGUGGGCCAACAACCACGGCGUCAACAUGGCCAUGGCGUGGCCGCAGUUCGAGGAAUACACGGAGGAGUUCCGGGACAUCGCGAAGGGCAAGUCCAAGGAGAGCCUGCCCACCGGGCCCAUCACGCUGCUCAACCAGCGCCCCGUCAGCGAAGACGAACUCCCGCCAAUCACAGCAAAUAACAAAUCAGGGAAGACGGCCAACAACCACGCGGAACCACAGACGAACAACACGACCAUAAUGCAUAACAACACGAGCGCGAAUAACACCAUAGACAAGAAAACGAUCAGUGCACCCAUCGCUGUCACAAAUGGGACAGCAUCGGCCCCUAAAUCAGCAAAAACCUCCCCAGCGAAAGACAGCAUGACUGGCAGCGGUAAAGACAACCCCUUCGAGGAAGAGGAGUGGGAUGAGGAGUCCGGUGGAGCCCUAACGGAUACCGGGGAGCCCGGCGUGCCGGUACGCGCGCUAUACGACUAUACUGGCGCGGAGAGUGAUGAGCUUAGCUUUCGACAAGGCGACCUAUUCGAGAAACUAGAGGAUGAGGACGAGCAAGGCUGGUGCAAAGGGCGUAAAGACGGCCGCGUUGGACUAUAUCCCGCUAACUACGUGGAGCCUGUGGGCCACUAGCGCAGUCCUACACACUAGCGCAGAUCUACACAUUGACGCAACCGCACACUCUAGUGCAGUUUUACACUUGCGCAACUCCACACACUAGCGAAGCAUUACUUGCGCAACCCCACACACUAGUACAGCCCCACACACUAGCGCAAAAUUACACUACACACCAGUCACUGCGUAGCACCUGAUAACAUGUGGACUAACUCGCGGCGAGUGAAUUCAUACGUGCAUUAGCGAGAUACUAGGCGUCCAAAGGCAUUGCGCGAAAUUAUAAUAGUAAGAAAGUAUAGUAAAGCUCGUGUAGUAUGUCAGACUCUCCACACGCGCGUAUAUCGGGCUUCUUUCGCGCGAGUCGAAAUACUUGAGUACUGGAGUCUAGUACUGGAGUUUGUACUAGAGUCGUGAGUUGCGUCCAGUUUAUGCGCGAUCUUCACAGCAAGUUCACAUAUCAAGGAGAAACAGAGUGGCAUGAAUGCUCGCGCGUUGCUCGCUCCCUUUGGACGCAACCUACGUGUGAAUCGAUUCGCGACCAAUUCGCCUCUCUUGAACAAGGUCUUAGUAGCACGCGGCAAGAGUUAGCUACUGUCCCUAGCGAGUGGGUGUUGACUGUUGAAUGACCACUGUGUAUCAUGUGAACUAUUGAGCCAAUGUUACUGAUGAACUGUGUCUGCACUUUAACAGACGACAAAGAAUCGUCUGACGCAAAUUUUUGCUUUAGCCCAGAAUCGAACGGCUUGCCGUGUUUUUUCUAAAAUGUUUCGAAGUCAUUUAAACUUUUGACUCCAAUGAAUAAGGUACAGAUUUGUAUGGAACAAGUUGCACGCUUUCUUUAUCAUUUUCGUUCACAUAUACAUUGAAAAGUGGACGUACAGUUAAGUUUAACAUUCAAACAUUUUAGACAAGCCACUUCGCUGCAUUUCUGCCUGUCUUGAGCCUUAUUUGUAUCAGUAGCAUUGGUCCAAUUCUAUCUUAUGUUAUUCCAAAGUGACUUGAAACUUAACGCUGAAGAAUAGAAUGUAUAUUAAAUUGAGAAAAAUGUGUAUUUUUAAUUUUUACGUCAAAUUAUUAUGUGAAGUCACACAAGUCAUAUUUUAAGUACAUUUAUUAAUUACAACAGGAAUUUUUGAAUUUUGAAAAAUUGUAUUUAUAAAUAAAAUUCCCGCUUGACACUUUUAGUUGUACAUUAAUUAUUUAAGCCAUUAUUUAAUUGCCAUCUCGAUAAAUUUUAAAAUAGUUUUUAAAUAUGAAAAAAAUUAAUGUAAAAAAAACUGUUCUUUAUGUAAAAAAAAGUUUUACGAAAUAUUACAUUACAGAGUAGUUGAAUAUUUAUUCACUGAGAUGGUAAACUGGUAUACAAUAUAAAUCUCUCGCAGACUACAGACUAAACGGUCGAACGACAAAUUUGUCGUAUCGGGAUGAAUUAGCGCUCAUUUAUUGGUGGAAAUCCACUUUUCUAAUUUCUUUUGCCCGAUUUUAAAUCGUAUUUUAAUGACUUGGAUAAUUUCUUUCGAUGAAUAUAAUCUCUAGAACUUUCAUGGUCUUACCACAAAAACUUCAACAUGGUUUAAAUUAACGUUAUCUAACGUAUGGUUUAAAUUAACGUUAACUUAACUUAAAGUGCGUUUUUAUGGGCUUAACGGGUUCAAAGUUUGUUUAAACAGCUUCUGCAGUUUUAGCGGUUUUUUUGCUUUGUUUAUCAAACUCAAAAAUCGUCCUGAAAGUCUUUAAAAGUCGACCGAUGAGUCUGUAGUGUAUAGGAGUCUUACAAUUUAAAAAAAUCUUUAGAAUUUUUACGCUUCAGACUUAUGUUUUAAAAUGGGUUUAUCUGUAUACAAUAUGAAAGUAGGUGUUAAAUUAGUUUAAAAAAAAUAGUACAGUUUUUAAAAUGUCGCGAUGCGGAGCUACGUCGUGUCGGUCGUAAGCUUUAAACGGUCUUAUGAAUAUAUUCGAGUUCAUUCUUCAUUAGAAUUCUUUAGGGCUACUAUUGUUCAAGGCAUAUUGUGAGAGCGUAUUGACGCGUCUGUUCUAAAAUAUUCAAAGUAAAUUGAACUUUAUCUCGAGGUCGUAAUGUACAAAUUUCUGUGAAGCAAAAUAGAAAUGAGGCGCUGACUGAGUGUACACUGUAUUUUGUUCACAAAAAUGUGUGAGUACGUCCAGAUAAUUUCACUUGAAACCUUUAGAAAAGUGUGCCUUGAACUUGUAUAAGUUUUGCAAACGUCAUCUUGGAGAGUCCCAAGUACGCGUGAAAUGAAUGCAUCGGUGACGUCUUUAAGACUUUUUAAGGAGUGUUGAUAUCAUAGAUAGAAUAUGUUACGAGUGAUGAGUUUGUAAAGAGAGCCCAACGUAAAUCUUUGUCAGUUUUCCGGCGGUUACUUUCAGAACUACAUUUUCUCUAAGAAUAAAGUUUUAAGAUAGCAAAACGUUUGCAAAACUAAGUAGCCCAUUAUCCCCCGAUUGUGUAAGAAAAACGAAUUCAUCGUAUUUGUAAUCGGUAGCAAAUUCUGCUCCUUGAUUGGCUGUGUAAUAAUGUAAACAGUGAAUUCAACCAAUCAAAGGGCAGAAUUUACUGUCGAUUACGAUUACGAUAGAUACGUUUUCCGUACACAAUCGGAGGCCAGGUUUCGAUCAUCGCAGCUCACGAGGUUUUUGACGCUUUUUAAAUCUCCUGACGUACAUGAGUUUCGCGGCCCAACUUUUUACACUUUUUUAGAAAUCGAUAAGUGGUUUGGCACUCCGUGGGGAUUGGGUAUUUUUGGAGAAUAUUUGUACAAUGUGGAAACCAAAAAAUUGACUUCUAGUGACGUUUACUGACUUAGGUUAUAAUUUGCGCAACGACCGACUUAGUGUUGACGUGACGGACGGAACCACAAAAGUUCGACACUACACAACACCCAUGAAAAUUCAACACUACACACCACCUACAAAAAUUUGACACUACACAACACAAAAGGCUCCUACAUACUCUGAGAAAUUAUUUAUAAAGAUAAGAGAUGUCAUUCAUUAGGUUAACACGUCCUACAAUAUAUUUUUAUCUGAAACAUCUCUACAAGCAAGUUUCAUCUUAUAACAAGACAAGAUGAUAAGACUCGAAAUAAAGAUCAUUCGACCCUAGAUUCAUAAUAGUGCGAGUAAAGAAAUGUAAGCAGACGACUGCAAUUUGUUAUGCUUUCUGGGGGAUAACAGCUAACUUUAGGCGAUGAAAAGCAAUUUUACGACUUAUUUCGUUUAUCCACCCUAAUACAGCCACCGUAGGGUUUAUGCUCGUAAACGUUCAUACACCUACCCCAGACUAAAAAAUAAUAUUCAAAUUUAUUUAGCGGGGGUGGAUAAAUGGACAAAUUAUUCCAAGUAUACACACUAAGGCAGCUGUUUUAGGGUGGAUAAACGGAAUAAACCAAUUAAUUUUUACGGGGCGUAUUAAAAAUGUCUUAUAUUCCAUUUCGAAAAUCAUCGGUAUACUGUAGUAAUCGUAACUUUUAUGAUAUUUUGUGGUUUUGUCCUUCACCAUGGUAGGUACAGCGUGGAUAGUGGAAUAAUUACUACCUUUAAAACCUAGCUAAGCCAAAAACAGAACGCCGGGAACCGAACACAACCGCCACAAAACAAAUCACUUCUCAUCACGCUCUACCAACAAUGUCGGAUCUAGAAAUUCAUACAGACCCCGGCAGGAAAUAUUCCACAUCAAACUUUAGAAAGAGAUAACGGUUUCGUACAGUGUUGUCUCUGUCGUUGACACCGACGAAACGUCAUAUAUGUAUUAGUGACAGAGACGACGCUCUAUGAAGGAAAAAUCUCUUUCUAAAGUUCGAUGUGUGAUUAUGUACUACCGGUACAUGUACAAUAAAAAUGUUAUCCUAAAGUAUUAGGGUUAUGGAAUUUGCAAUUAGUGUAACAAUUGUAAUUUCAAAUUACAUAUCUUUUUAGGAUAGCGUUUUUAUAGUACUUUUUAAUGUAAGUUACGGAUUGGCUGAUCUGGCAUUGUUGAUAGGGCGCGGCGAUUUGUGAUAUGUCGAUAUAGUUGGUUGUAAGAUUUCGAGCGUUUGAAUGUACAUACACGGUUAUAUAUUCGUCGUGCAUAUAGUAUAUUUAUUUCCCAUUGUAUAUAAUGUAUAAUUAUAUCGCUGUAAUGUGACCGAUGGGCGACGCGAACAUUAAAAUGGCCUAAUAUCACCAUUCCUCUUUAUAUGAUGAAAGGUGCUUGGUUUUAAAAGCCUUCAUUUCUCCUAUGCUUUCGGUCGCGCGUAUUACAAGACGUAUUUCCACUGCUACUGCAAAAUAUACACAUAUAUUGUGUUGUGGGGUGUUGUGUGCCAUUUUAUAUGAAGACGCUAGUCUAUUGUUGCGUUCUGAUGAGUCUAGCUCGAGGCGCGCUCGAAAUUGUUGGUCCCUGCGCCAGACUACUUUGCAACACACGACAACACAGGUAGUCUGUCUGCACCUUUAUGUCGUACGCGCGACCGACACUAGUGUUAAGAGGAAUUCAGCUCUAAUCUUUGAAAGGUUGGCGUCGUCCCAUCGUCUUAGGUUAAAUAAUAACGAUUAAUAUAUUAUAAAGAUAUUUUACCUUUUUUUUCAUUUUGUACCUCGUUUUGAACUUUGAACAUUGUUGUAUCGUAAUAGUACGGAUUCGGUAGGAGGCUGAUAUGUUUAUCUUUGACUCGUGGAUGUAGAUUAGUCGUAGCGCUACUUUUGUUUUGUUAUGGGUUUCGAGAGACCUCUGUGAAAUUCUUUGUAUUAUAUUAUUAUUAUCAUCAGAGGGUGGUUGCGGACCACAUAUGUUAAUAUAUUAUUAAUAUUGGUAAAAUAAAAUUGUUACAUAUGA
Messenger RNA from Maniola jurtina (meadow brown), 6730 nucleotides. RefSeq names its product protein kinase C and casein kinase substrate in neurons protein 1 (gene Synd). Bases 439 to 1917 code for a protein of 492 amino acids. Gene Ontology annotation, biological process: cytoskeleton organization; regulation of endocytosis; plasma membrane tubulation. Gene Ontology annotation, molecular function: phospholipid binding; protein binding. Lineage: Eukaryota; Metazoa; Arthropoda; Insecta; Lepidoptera; Nymphalidae. The record is from RefSeq and is a predicted model, not a curated record. Gene Ontology annotation, cellular component: endosome; plasma membrane; cytoplasm. The transcript has 11 exons.